Messenger RNA from Apodemus sylvaticus (European woodmouse), 8179 nucleotides. It is a transcript of the gene Pik3c2a, whose product is annotated as phosphatidylinositol-4-phosphate 3-kinase catalytic subunit type 2 alpha. The record is from RefSeq and is a predicted model, not a curated record. Gene Ontology annotation, molecular function: phosphatidylinositol binding; 1-phosphatidylinositol-4-phosphate 3-kinase activity; 1-phosphatidylinositol-3-kinase activity. Bases 489 to 5552 code for a protein of 1687 amino acids. The transcript has 35 exons. Gene Ontology annotation, cellular component: phosphatidylinositol 3-kinase complex; plasma membrane; cytoplasm. Gene Ontology annotation, biological process: phosphatidylinositol-3-phosphate biosynthetic process; phosphatidylinositol-mediated signaling; cell migration. Lineage: Eukaryota; Metazoa; Chordata; Mammalia; Rodentia; Muridae.
ACGUGCUGUGCUCGGCUGGCCGUGGAGUCAGUCGAAGCUCUCCUCAGCGGCCGGCUGAGCCAGCUGAGGUGGGAGAAAAACAUGGCUCGGCCCUUGGAGGGCGCGAAGGCUCGGGUUGCGGUGGAGACCAAGGCACCCGCAGCGUGAGCCAGUGGUUGUUUGAAUUCAGUGACACGAAGGAAGCAUCCCUGUUUGAACAAGAUUACUUAUUAAGGAAGUAUUCCCAAAUAUUUCCAGGGAACCCCUUCUUCCUCCCAACAACUUUCAUGUCUUCUGUUUUCCCUUUUGUGGAAGUUUUAAUUAAGGAUGUCUGCAUGAGCAUGGAUGCGUGGUUAUUUACUUAAGUAAAGGUGGCUAGCCAGGGGUUUCACCACUGAGGAAUAUGACUUCCCACCCCUGGCAACCAUUCCUAUAGCUCCUUGAGAGUGGGGUCCUGGUAUUUUAGAAGCUACAAGAAAAAAGAUUAAGAGGCUUGAUCUCUUGUGGACAUGGCUCAGAUUUCUAACAACAGUGAAUUUAAACAAUGUUCAUCUUCACAUCCAGAACCAAUAAGAACCAAAGAUGUGGACAAAGCAGAAGCAUUGCAGAUGGAAGCAGAAGCCUUAGCAAAAUUGCAGAAGGAUAGACAAAUGACUGACAGUCCAAGAGGCUUUGAGUUGUCUAGCAGCACUAGACAAAGAACACAAGGUUUUAACAAACAGGAUUAUGAUCUCAUGAUGUUUCCUGAGUCGGAGUCCCAAAAAAGAGCAGUAGAUAUUGACGUAGAAAAGCUCACCCAAGCUGAACUUGAGAAGAUAUUGCUGGAUGACAAUUUUGAAACUAGAAAAACCCCUGCAUUGCCAGUUACUCCUGUUCUGAGCCCUUCAUUUUCAACACAGCUAUAUUUUAGACCUACUGUUCAAAGAGGCCAGUGGCCCCCUGGAUUAUGCGGGCCUUCCACAUAUACUUUACCUUCUAUUUAUCCUUCAGCAUACAGUAAACAGGCCACAUUCCAGAAUGGCUUCAGUCCAAGGAUGCCCACUUAUCCAUCUACAGAGUCUAUAUAUUUAAGACUUCCAGGACAGUCUCCAUAUUUUUCAUAUCCUUUGACAGCUGCCACACCAUUUCAUCCACAAGGAAGUUUACCAGUCUAUCGGCCACUAGUCAGUCCUGACAUGGCAAAACUAUUUGACAAAAUAGCAAGUACCUCAGAAUUUUUAAAAAAUGGGAAAGCAAGGACUGAUUUGGAGAUAGCAAACUCGAAAGCUUCAGUUUGCAAUCUACAGUUGUCUCCAAAGUCUGAAGACAUCAAUAAAUUUGAUUGGUUAGACCUGGAUCCUCUGAGUAAGCCUAAGGUAGACUAUGUGGAUGUGUUAGAACAUGAAGAAGAGAAAAAGAAUCCAGUUUUGCUAGCAGAGGAUCCUUGGGAUGCUGUUCUUCUUGAAGAGAGAUCUCCAACGAGUUGUCACCUAGAAAGAAAGGUGAAUGGAAAAUCCCUUUCUGGGGCAACUGUAACAAGAAGCCAGUCUUUAAUCAUUCGAACAGCUCAACUUACAAAAGCCCAGGGCCAAGUAUCUCAGAAAGACCCAAAUGGGACCAGUAGUUUGCCAACUGGAAGUUCUCUUCUACAAGAAUUUGAAGUACAGAAUGAGGAGGUGGCAGCUUUUUGUCAAUCCAUUAUGAAAUUGAAGACCAAAUUUCCAUAUACCGAUCACUGCACAAAUCCAGGCUAUUUGUUAAGUCCAGUCACAGUGCAAAGAAACACGUGUGGAGAAAAUGCCAGUGUGAAGGUCUCCAUUGAAAUUGAAGGGUUUCAGCUACCAGUUACUUUUACAUGUGAUGUGAGCUCUACUGUAGAAAUAAUUAUAAUGCAAGCCCUUUGUUGGGUACAUGAUGACUUGAAUCAAGUGAAUGUUGGCAGCUACAUUUUGAAAGUUUGUGGUCAAGAGGAGGUUCUACAGAAUAAUCAUUGCCUUGGAAGUCAUGAACAUAUUCAAAACUGUCGAAAAUGGGACACAGAGAUUAAAUUACAGCUCUUGACCUUCAGUGCAAUGUGCCAGAAUCUGGCUCGAACAGCAGAAGAUGAUGAAGCACCUGUGGAUUUAAACAAAUUCUUGUAUCAAAUAGAAAAACCUUAUAAAGAAGUCAUGACAAGACACCCUGUUGAAGAACUCUUAGAUUCCUAUCACUACCAAGUAGAACUGGCUCUUCAAACUGAAAACCAGCACCGAGCUGUUGAUCAAGUGAUUAAAGCAGUAAGAAAAAUCUGCAGUGUUUUAGACGGGGUGGAGACCCCCUCCGUUACAGAAGCAGUGAAGAAGUUAAAGCGAGCAGUUAACCUUCCAAGGAAUAAAAGUGCUGAUGUGACUUCAUUUUCUGGAGGAGAUACUAGCAAGAACUCAACUAGGGGGUCACUGAAUCCUGAAAAUCCUGUUGAAGUAAGCAUGGAUCACUUAACGGCAGCAAUUUAUGAUCUUCUCAGGCUCCAUGCAAAUUCUAAUAGGAGUUGUACAGGCUGUCCCCAAGGUAGCAGGACCGUCAAGGAAGCAUGGACUGCAGCGGAACAGCUCCAGUUCACUGUCUAUGCUGCUCAUGGAAUUCCCAGUAACUGGGUAUCAAAUUAUGAAAAAUACUUCUUGAUAUGUUCCCUGUCUCACAAUGGGAAGGAUCUUUUUAAACCUAUUCAGUCAAAGAAGGUUGGCACGUACAAGAAUUUCUUCUAUCUUAUUAAAUGGGAUGAACUAAUCAUUUUUCCUAUCCAGAUAUCGCAGUUGCCAUUAGAGUCAAUUCUUCAUCUUACUCUGUUUGGAGUUUUAAAUCAGAGCAAUGGAAGUUCCCCUGAUUCUAAUAAACAAAGAAAGGGGCCAGAAGCUCUGGGCAAAGUUUCUUUAACUCUGUUUGACUUUAAACGGUUUUUAACAUGUGGAACUAAACUUCUUUACCUUUGGACUUCAUCACAUACAAAUUCUAUUCCUGGAGCAAUCCCCAAAAAAAGCUAUAUCAUGGAAAGAAUUGUGCUACAGGUUGAUUUUCCUUCCCCUGCAUUUGACAUUAUUUAUACAUCUCCUCAAAUUGAUAGAAACAUUAUACAGCAAUACAAAUUGGAAACACUGGAGAAUGAUAUAAAGGGGAAACUUCUGGAUAUUAUUCACAGAGAUUCAUCAUUUGGACUUUCUAAAGAAGAUAAAGUAUUUUUGUGGGAAAACCGCUAUUAUUGCCUAAAACAUCCAAAUUGUCUUCCGAAGAUACUAGCAAGUGCUCCAAACUGGAAGUGGGCUAAUCUUGCCAAAACUUACUCAUUGCUGCAUCAGUGGCCGCCAUUGUGCCCACUAGCUGCACUGGAGCUCCUGGAUGCAAAAUUUGCUGAUCAGGAAGUACGAUCGCUAGCUGUGAGCUGGAUUGAGGCCAUUAGUGAUGAUGAGCUAGCAGAUCUUCUCCCACAGUUUGUACAGGCUUUGAAAUAUGAAAUUUAUUUGAAUAGUUCACUAGUGCGCUUCCUUCUGUCCAGGGCAUUGAGAAACAUCCAGAUAGCACACAGUUUAUAUUGGCUUCUCAAGGAUGCUUUGCACGAUACACACUUUGGAAGCAGAUAUGAACAUGUGUUGGGUGCUCUCCUCUCUGUAGGAGGAAAGAGACUCAGAGAAGAGCUCUCUAAGCAAAUGAAACUUGUACAGCUUUUAGGAGGAGUGGCAGAAAAAGUGAGGCAGGCUAGUGGAUCAACCAGACAGGUGGUCCUCCAAAAGAGUAUGGAACGGGUACAGUCCUUCUUUCUGAGAAAUAAAUGCCGUCUUCCUCUCAAACCAAGUCUAGUGGCAAAAGAAUUAAAUAUUAAGUCAUGUUCAUUCUUCAGUUCUAAUGCUAUGCCUCUGAAAGUCACAAUGGUGAAUGCUGAUCCUCUGGGGGAAGAAAUUAAUGUCAUGUUUAAGGUUGGUGAAGAUCUGCGGCAAGAUAUGUUAGCUUUACAGAUGAUAAAGAUUAUGGAUAAGAUCUGGCUUAAAGAGGGACUAGAUUUGAGGAUGGUGAUAUUCAAAUGCCUGUCAACUGGCAGAGAUCGAGGCAUGGUGGAGCUAGUUCCUGCUUCAGAUACCCUCAGGAAAAUCCAAGUGGAAUAUGGUGUAACAGGAUCCUUUAAAGAUAAACCACUUGCUGAGUGGCUGAGGAAAUACAAUCCAUCUGAAGAAGAAUAUGAAAAGGCUUCUGAGAAUUUUAUCUACUCUUGUGCUGGGUGCUGUGUAGCCACCUAUGUUUUAGGCAUUUGUGAUCGGCACAAUGACAAUAUAAUGCUUCGAAGCACAGGACACAUGUUCCACAUUGACUUUGGAAAGUUUUUGGGCCAUGCACAGAUGUUUGGUAGCUUCAAAAGGGACCGAGCUCCUUUUGUGCUUACCUCUGACAUGGCAUAUGUCAUUAAUGGAGGUGAAAAGCCCACCAUUCGUUUCCAGUUAUUUGUGGACCUCUGCUGUCAAGCCUACAAUUUGAUAAGAAAGCAAACGAACCUAUUUCUUAACCUUCUCUCACUGAUGAUUCCUUCAGGAUUGCCAGAACUUACAAGUAUUCAGGAUUUGAAAUAUGUUAGAGAUGCACUUCAGCCCCAAACUACAGAUGCUGAAGCUACUAUUUUCUUUACUAGGCUGAUUGAGUCAAGCUUGGGAAGCAUUGCCACAAAGUUCAAUUUCUUCAUUCAUAACCUUGCUCAGCUACGUUUUUCUGGCCUUCCUUCUAAUGAUGAGCCCAUCCUUUCAUUCUCACCAAAAACAUACUCCUUUAGACAAGACGGCCGGAUCAAGGAAGUCUCUGUUUUCACAUAUCAUAAGAAAUAUAACCCAGAUAAACACUAUAUUUAUGUGGUUCGAAUUCUGAGAGAAGGACACCUUGAACCAUCAUUUGUAUUCCGGACAUUUGAUGAAUUUCAGGAACUUCACAAUAAGCUCAGUAUUAUUUUUCCACUUUGGAAAUUACCUGGCUUUCCUAAUAGGAUGGUUCUUGGAAGAACACACAUAAAAGAUGUAGCAGCCAAGAGGAAAGUUGAAUUAAACAGUUAUUUACAGAGUUUGAUGAAUUCAUCAACAGAUGUAGCAGAGUGUGAUCUUGUUUGUACUUUUUUCCACCCCUUACUUCGUGAUGAGAAAGCUGAAGGAAUAGCUAGGUCUGCAGUUGCAGGUCCCUUCAGCCCUACUCUGGGCCAAAUAGGAGGAGCAGUGAAGUUAUCUGUUUCUUACCGAAAUGGCACCCUUUUCAUCAUGGUGAUGCACAUCAAAGAUCUCGUGACUGAAGAUGGGGCUGACCCAAAUCCAUAUGUCAAAACAUACCUGCUUCCAGAUACCCACAAAACAUCAAAACGUAAAACCAAAAUUUCACGUAAAACUAGGAACCCAACAUUUAAUGAAAUGCUUGUAUAUAGUGGAUACAGCAAAGAAACUCUGAGGCAGAGAGAACUUCAACUGAGUGUACUCAGUGCAGAAUCUCUGCGGGAGAAUUUCUUCUUGGGUGGAAUAACCCUGCCACUGAAAGAUUUCAACUUGAGUAAAGAGACAGUUAAGUGGUAUCAGCUGACUGCAGCAACAUACCUAUAAACCUGAUUUCUGAGCACAUGUGUGUGCACAUGUGCAUACACACACUUGGAAACUUUGUAUAAUUUCAUACUUUGGCAGAAAUUAUAAACUUAACAUGUUGGACCAACUAUAAUUUUUAUAGAUUUUGGGAAGGCAUUGCUGUUUCAAAGUCAUUUUGUCGAAUGCUACCAAACCCAAACUUAAUACACGCUAAGUCCUAAAAAAGACUUUGACAUAAUACUGUGUCAUUUUGGUCACCUUGUCUGUACUCUUCCUACACAGACACAGCAAAUAGUUUUUUGUUAUGCACCUCACAGCCUUUACCACUGUGUAUGUUCACAGACACCAAAGGAAAGAUUGCAGCUGCUACUCAACAGGCUGAAAAGCAAAGCACAAAUAGUAGUCGGAAUGCUAAGAACUACUAAGUAGUUUAUUCAAGUAGAAAAAAAAACACUAUUUUUAUUCGUUGUUAAAGCCUUUUCAGAGUAAGUGCCAAUCACUGAAGUUGUAAAUAAUAGUGCCUUAUUAACUGUAUGCCUCACUGGCACUUCAUCUCUGGUUAAAGAGCAAGCCGUUUCCAUCCAUUCUCACCUUACUGAGAACAAAAUGUCAUGUACAUUUAUUAACGGUUUUCCCACAAAAAUACUAUUUUCUCUACUAAUUUCUGAUUUGGGCUUUGUUAUUUUCACUAUUAAGCUAUUUGACCUAAUGUUAAUUGCCUAGUAAUUGAAUGUGAUUUAUUGAUAUAGUUGUAUUCUAAAUUCUAUCAUUCCAUUAUAAUUUGCGAGGGUGUGAACUGAAAUUGGAAUUUCACUUCCUUGUAUUUAUACUUUACUCCCUCAUUAAAAAAAUGGAAAUUGUUCAACCUUAUGCCCAUUUUUGUUUGGUAAGGUACCCAGGCAGGAUAAGGAGUUAGGGUCCUGACUGAAUUUUAAUUUAGACAUUCAUGGAAGGUGUUGUGUAAACUGUCUUGUAUUUGUAAACAUUGUACAUUCACGUGAAUUAUUUUCUGUACUACAAUGAAAUUCAGAAUUUCAAGAGAGAAGUUUGAAGUAACUAUGGAGUAGCCAUUAAGAAUAAGAUUCAUUUUUAUUUCCCAUUUCAGACAUAAUUUUGUUUAGUUUUGGUAAACAUGUAUAUAUAAUAAAUUUCUUGGUUAGAAGUUCAGAUAUUUUUGGAAUGGUAAUAGAGAUGUAGCAGAUUUGGUAGUUAAGAGAAAACUGACAAACUACUUAAUGAAGGGUACCAGGAGAGGACAAUCUUGAUUCAGUUUGCCAGAAUAAAAUUUUUAUGAAGUGUACAAAGUGAUUGAUAGAAAUGAUUAUGCUUCCAGAGUUAAAUUAAGAGGUAAGGAUGUUAUCAUUGGAAUACGUUUUUAAAAAUUCAAAACUUGAAAUAUUUGGUGCCUAACACUAUGGUCCAUUUGUAGGGAAACCUAUAUGAGUAUUGUAUGUGAAUUUAUUUUAUAUUAAAGUGUGUUGUCUACUUGAUAAUUGAAAUGAAGAACAAAGCACCAUUGUUUGCUUUUUCCACAAUUAACAUUUCCUUAAAUUGUUUUGCAGAUAUAAGUAGCACUAGAAUUUUUUUUUCUUUUGAGACAGACCUAAUUCCAUUCCAUGAGUCACGUAGCUAUUUAAAAAAAAUGCUGUUUGUAAAAAGGUGGUCAUUGACUGGACUUGUGGACCUUUUUGAGAUGUUACCGUGUAUCUUAGCAGAAACAGAAUUAGAAAAUGUAAGUUUUCAGUGACAAGAAAUCUGAUUAAUAUCUAAAAGUAUAUAUUAUAAUUAAUACUGUAUAGUUAACAAGAAUUCAAAAAGUGAUAUUGUCUCUUAAUUUAACUCAAUUUGUGCCUUCUUUGGUCAUUAGAAUACAUAUAUUUUAAUAUAAGUUAUUUCUUUGUAAAAUGCUAAUCUUCAGCCCAUACCAAAAAAACAGUGAUAGGGAGGAGAAAGUAGCCUCUAUGCACUACAACUGCAGUCAAUUAUAAUCAGCUAGCCUUCUAAAAGCUUUUUAACAGUUACCUUAAAAUAAAUCUGAAAUACAAAACUCUAAACAAACAGGCCAAGACACUAAUUUUUAUGUAAAUCAUAUUUAUAACUACCUUCAUCAAGUAAACAUAAUUCUGCUACAUACAAAUCCUGUGCCAGAAUUCUUUGUUCUUGCCAGUCCUCUAGGAUCUAAAAAUGAUGGUUCAUCCCAAGAACCUGUUUUCUCUGAGGAAUCCAAUAAGAAUUGGCACCAAUGCUUUUUAUUAUUGUGUUUAUGUGAAUUGAGUUGUUAAAGUAUGUGUAUCUUUUUUAAGUACUCUUUUUCCAAUUAAAGUUGUAUAUAAUGUUCAAAAUCUUGCCUUAAAUUGUUUAAUUCUUUCUAAGACUCAUGAAUUGUAACGUUUAAAAAAUGUACUUUUGAUAACUCAGAUUUUAAAAAAACACUGAAGACCUGCUAUUAUGAUACACAUUUACUUACAUGCUGUUCACUAGCAAUGCAAAUAUGGAUGUGAUUACUAGUGUCACCUGUAAGAACAAAAUGCUUUAAUUAUAUCAGCAUAGUGAGUUAAGAUGUAUAAUAUUUUUAUUAAUACUUGGAGCAUAUUCAGUGAAUUGAAUGUGACUUCAUAACUAUACUACAAUUAUAUUAAAAUAUUUCU